Cryptotermes secundus is the source of this 7200-nucleotide messenger RNA. It is a transcript of the gene Rab3-GAP, whose product is annotated as rab3 GTPase-activating protein non-catalytic subunit. The transcript is spliced from 25 exons. NCBI's taxonomy places the organism in Eukaryota, Metazoa, Arthropoda, Insecta, Blattodea, Kalotermitidae. Bases 324 to 4622 code for a protein of 1432 amino acids. The record is from RefSeq and is a predicted model, not a curated record. Gene Ontology annotation, biological process: regulation of GTPase activity.
GCAUAGAUACUAGUUUGAAAGUGAUUUGAUGUGAAUAUAAAGAAUACCAAAGAAAUAAUCAAUUUAUAUCAAUAUUUAUAUUGAUUUUAAUAAUUAAUUAAAUGUGCACUAUUUGCGUCCAAAAUUAAUUUAUUUUAGCCUAAAAAGUGAAACAUGUAGUUCAAAAUGACACUAUAUUUAAAAUGUUUGGGCUUGACGUUUUAAAGCAUGUUGAUCAUCUGUGUUACUGGAAAAUGGCUGUGGGAAGUAUACUAAGCCUGUGGUUACAUGUAGUGGUUUUAUGUUGAUGUUAUUGUUUAAAGCAUAGGAACCGGACUGUAAUAAUGUCGUGUCAAAUUAGAACUAUCGCUAGUUUAAUUGACAUUGACAGUGUUAAGAAACAUUUGUUUUCUUUAGUUGAAGCAGAGCCUGACGAUUCUUGGGAAUGGCCAGACGAAGACUCAUUAAAAUCCAACGGUAAAGAAACAGCAUGGUUACAAGAAUGUUGCAUUUCACUGUCUUCAACAGGGCAGCUACUUGUGAUCGCUCACAAGAAAGUUAUGGUAGUUUUAACAUCAAAAUGGGAUUCACAAGAACAGGGUGAUGUCAAGAUGAAGUACCACAUAACAUGGCAUGGAAACCCCUGUAAGGAUGAAAAUGAGCAGAUAACCUCAGUCUUAUGUCUGCCAUUAAUCUUCCAAGGAAAAAGCAGCCAUUGUGGUCCAGACUGGACGUGCAUAGUUAUUGGCUUAUCAUCAGGAUUUGUUCAGUUUUACACAGAGAAUUGCAAUCUGUUGCUCUCAGAAUUGCUUCACAAUGAACCAGUUACCCAUCUAAAGUGCCAAUCUUUUGAACCACGAAGGUUUUCCACAGCACAGGAACACAGUGAAGAGCUGUAUGUCAUGUACCAUAGUGCUGUAUGUGUUUUGAUGGGCUUUGGACUCUUCCCGAAAUUGCGGGCCUGUCGCAACCAAUUGGCAAGAGUGAAAGCAAACUGCAAAGCAGUGAUGUCAGCAUCUCCUCUCACUUACAAGAAAUGGGGGUUCACCGAACAGAAUGUGGUGGCAGAUUCAGAGGUUGUUGGUCCAGCUACAAAUAACACGUUUGAUCAUCUUGUAACGGCAUCUUUGUGUGGAGGCUUCAAUACUUAUCGCUCCAGUGCACCACAGACUUCCCUUAUAUUAGCUGUUGGCAAGAGACCUUAUGUUGGCUUUCACUAUGCCUUGGAAGGGGAAGCACCACCAAUGUUUGCAGGUGUUACUAAAGCAGUGGUCAGCAAAGUGAAGGCUGCAUUUGGUCAAGUUGUCCCGAGCUGGAUAGGUGGAGGAAAGCAAAACAGCUCUUUAGAGAAAGAUAAAAAGAAUGUGCCCAUAGAACCUGCAGUCUCAAUGGUAUGUAGGUUUGGGUUAUGUGAUCUUCUGAGACAUGGGGAUAGACUUGUGAUGUCUCCAAAUAGGAAUUUAUCUGUAGUAUCAGACAGCCUGGGCCGAAUUAUCUUAAUAGAUAACCUAAGAGGACUGGCAGUUCGUAUGUGGAAGGGCUAUCGUGAUGCACAGUGUGGGUGGCUUGAAGUGCAGGAGGAAACAGGACGUGGUGGCGUCAGUUCCAGAAGUGCUCCUCUGCCACGGACGGCACUUUUCCUUGUCAUCUAUGAACCUAAGCAAGGUGUCAUAGAGAUAUGGGCUAUGCAGCAGGGACCGAGAGUUGCCAAGUUCACAGCCAGCAAAAGUGGAAGGCUUCUGCACAUGGGUCAUGGUUUCAUGGGUCUUGAUAACAACCCCUUGGAAGGUGGCAACAAGUCUCAGUUCUCUUGUGUUUUUGUUGAUCCAGGUGGCUUAAUAAAGGAGAUCUCUGUACCCUUCCACUUUGCACUUAGUGACAAAAACAGUAAAAGAACAAGGGACCUUCACUUACUGAAGAAACUGAAGGCGUUCCUGAAGGAAAAUGACUAUGAUAAUGACAGAUUGAUUGAGGAGGUGCAGAAGAGAAUGCAGGAACUGAAAACCAAUGACAUACGCACUCAGGCUAUUGACAUGCUUUCAACUAGUAAAUAUAUUACUCCCGAUGCUCUGGAAGUUGCGUUGAACAUUGUUGUUGAUAAGUUGACUUCCCAAGAUGCUGAGUCAGUGGAUCACAGCAGUAAAACGUUGCUACACAUGGCACAGCAGUUGCAGAGGCUCGUGUCUUUCUAUCAAUUUAUUCGCCGAGAGCAUCAGAUACCCCCCACGUACAGCACCGUUGUUGCUGACAACCUCAACUCACCACAGUCGUUAUCCAUACUCCUGCAUGCCCCAGAAAAGGAAGUGAAUGGUCUAAGAAAAUUAGUUGCAACUAUCGAGUCUGUUGCUCUGAAAACAAAGUCUGAAUCUGAACCAAGGGUUGCAUUCCGAGAGGAUGGGAAAACUGCGUUUGUUGAGUUCCUGUCCUGUUUUGAAGUUGGAGGUCCAUCACAGGAAUCAUCAACAAUCAGUCUUAAGGAAAACAUCUCUGAAGACAAACUAAAAAGAAAUAGUGAAAUGGUGUAUCAGGGAACAUUGUACAGUGAUACCAAAGUGGAGGACUGGAAAAAGGCAGCUGCCAAGAGCCAUAUUGAGCCAGCUCAUCUCAUGCAGCUGGCUCUUCAUUUCUGGCUUCAGAAACGAGAAGGAGCAGCACUGGAAGCGGAGAUGCUGCGUUUCACUGAGCUCUUGAAAGCCAUCUGCUCACUCACAGAUGUAAACGUGAUAUGUGCAGAGUACAAUGGGCUAUCGUCAUGGUGGCGUGAUGUGCGCCGCAUUCUUACAGAUUCAACAAAUCCAUUCAUGGCAUUAACAGCGGCCAUAGUCUGCAGAGCUGUGGCUCUUUCAGUGGAAAAGGUUAAAGAAUCCAAUGUUCUUGCACAUGACAUUUCAAUGCCAAAUGGAGGACCAGGAGAUGCAGUUUCAUUGCAGCAAGAAUCAUCUGCUGUAUCACCAGAUGAUGAAACUCACAGUUCGACAAGUGAGUGGGAAAAUGUCUCUCAUGAUACGUGCCAGUGGAGCUUGCUGAUUGGUCAGUUGGAAGAUGUGGCCCUGUUGGACUCAGUAUUGAGGCAGAAACCAACACCAGUAGAGGGGGGUGCAGUUCCAGUAUCAGGCAGACCUCAGCUGUUCUGUUGCCCUUACAGCAGGCCUGCAGUGUCACUUAGCUACCUUCUCAAUAAAGGAAAAGGUUCAGUCUCAGAGCUAGUGGCUCGUUGGCUCAGUUCAGCAGGACUCGACCCUGACAGAUUAGUGGACCUGUCUGAUGUUGAAUUUGAUAAUUUAGAGGAGCGUGAACGGCAUCCUGAAGAAGGCAGUUUCAGGAAGGCUGCAUCUCUAGAUAUCAAAGAGGGAAGUAAGCUAGAAGUGGAGCAAUGUGCAGAAGCCGUACCCGCAAAUGAGCAUGAAUCUAACAUACUGGCUAACCUGGGCAUUCUGAAAUGCCACUUUCCAUACAGUUUGUCGUCAAGUAUUCUCUUAGCCAAUUUGUGUUGGGAAUUCUUGUUGGCAUGGCAUCGCAGUGUGGAUGAUCUGAAUGCUCUGUGUGCCGCAGUGAAAUGUCUACAAGCAGUUCCAUCCCCUCGUCUGAAAGAAGGACUAAGCAGCCUGAUGUGGAAGAUGCACUUAGGACCGAGGUUUGAGUCGGCUGCUCGUCUCUUUCAAAAAGUUGGUAAAAUUCCUAAGGAGCGGCUCUGUAAACAAGAUAUUGGAAUAUCAGAUCUAGAAAUGUUUUCCUUUUUGGAAACCUGUGUGGACUUCUUGGAUAUUUUUGUGGAAGCAAGCUUAGUGAGUGCAGCUGAAGCACCGCUCGACAUCACUCGGCAUGAAGAGCUCUGGAACUGCGGAGGGUCAGGUCCACCGUCAUUAGUUGAGUUGGCUCUUUCACAGCCUACAGUUAAUUACGAUUUGCUGCAUCUGCAUUACCAGUUGGCUGUGGCAUUGCAGAUGCUGACAUUGUUCACCAUGCGCUUCCCCCGACCCAUCUCAUCUCUCUUUGAUAAUAUGGGUCAAGCAGCACUCUUUGCAGAUUUGAGCUCACAGCCACAGCUGCCAAGCCAUAACCCUGACCAGUCGCUUAUCACCGCUCGAACUCGGUUCCUGUGUAGAGUCAUUACUGGAGCCAUGCAGAUGAUACAAGUGGAAUGGGGUGAAAGUGGUCAAGAUGAUAAGGUGAAGAAGUUAGAUGCCAGACUUGCUGUUCAGUGGAUGAGCAAAUGCAUCGACCUUGCAUCUGUAUGGCAAGUUAGCAGCGACACUUUACGCAGACAUCAAAUCUGUGAGCUUUAUUCCAAUGGCUAUGAUCGCUUGGCUGAGGAGGUAAUGCCUGCAUUGCAAAAUCCAUCCCUGGUAGCCUCUCAGCUGUUGCUGAUUGCAGGACAGCGCUUGCGGCAGGUCGUUAUGAACUCUACCGAUAUGAGAAACAAAAUGUCACACCUCAGCCCUUCACUCUCUACAUGGCUUCACAGUUUGAGUGAAGACAACCUGAAAAGCUGUGACACCCCUGAUCUAAAUGACUUGACACAGUUGCUUGCUAUCAUUAUGCAGCAUUUGCCUGAAAGUCAUCAGGAUUACCAACUCACUGCCCACAUGGUGGAAACAGUGCAGGCAUUCAUAAGCAGUAGCAAGGGCAUCUCUGCAACGUGACCCUUGUCAUAAAGCUGAUGCAAGGUUUGUUAUGGCUGUGUGUAAAGUAAGGCCCCAAUGCAGCAUCAUGUAGAGACACCAGUCUCUUAAGAUUCUUCAUAGUACUCACCAAAGUUGUACUGGAAUUAUAGUUGUGACAGUUCAAUGAAUUUUGAAACUUAAAAUCAGAGAAAUAGAAGAAGCCUCUUAUGUAGUCAUAAGGUACUCCUUUUGUCCAUAGUGUCUGUAUACGAGUAUGUCACUGAUAGAAAUAGUGCAGCACUACAAAUUUUAUAUUUUCAUCUUUCUUUGCUAUUUAAUUUUGUUCUGUUGUCUAAAUGUUCAUAUAUGAAACUGUUUUUGGUGUGUUUUUUCUUCUUAGGAGGUGGGAACAGGCAUGUAACUUUUUAUGAUGUGAAUAUUCAUUUAACAGAGAGUCAGCAUUAAGUCUCAUUCAUUUCGUAAAACUUUUCUGAUAGUUCUGAUCUGCUGUUUUCAGAGCACUGAUCUGUUUUACUUAGAGCAGUGGUUAUCGGUCUUCAGGACAGCGAUCUACAUUCCUCAGAGGACUGAUCUGCUCUCAUCUCCUGUCCUCUCCUACUUUUCUUAAGUACUUCCCCUAAAGCACUGACCCACUUUUCUGAACAAUGAUAUACAUACUUUUCUCAGAGAUUUUCAUGUCUCAUAUAAUUUAUGGUCAGUAAUUCCAUGUAUUCUGUUAUGACAGUGCCUUUUACAAAAUUCAGCAUGAUCAUUCCAGAGUUUUAACUAAGCUUUAUUCAACAGUGGAAUGAAGAAUUUUAACUAUGGCAUGGUUUUGACUUAUUUCAUCCUGGUCCAUCACACUAGCAAUAGUAUAAAAGAUUAUUAAUGUCAUCCAGUGUGAUUGAUAAAUUUUGUGUUUUUUAAUCUGUCAUCCUUAACGUGUUUCAGUCAUUGUGACCAUUUUCUGAAAGACAUUAUCAGUACUUACAGGAACUACUAUUACAAUGUCAUAGAUAUAAAAUAUUAUUCUGUGACAAUUAGUACAAUGUGCAUGAAUUUGUUAAACAUUUAUAAAUUAUGUCUAAUUAGUAUGUUUACAAAGUAUUGUUUAAAAAACUUUUUGUUAAAAUGUACAACCAAUUUGGUUUGUGUCUUUAUACUUCUCUUUAAAGGAAGAGGAAACAAUUUAAAAAAUGUAUGUUGUUAUAACAACACAGCAUGGCCUGAACAACUGGAAAACACUAGAGAGUCCUAUUGUUGAAAUGAUGGAACCACGACGUGGCAUAUAUUCCUCUUCCUUUAAAGAGGAGUAUAAAAACACGAACCAAAUGGUUCUAGAUUUUAACAAAAAGUUUUUUAAACCAUACUUUGUAAGUAGACUAAUUAUAAAUAAUUUAUAAAUGAUUUAACAAAUUCAUGUACAUUGUAGUAAUUGUUACAGGAUAAUAUUUUAUAUCUACAACAUUGUGAUAGUAGUUUCCAUGUGUAUUGAUAAUGUCCUUGUGAAGAUGGUCGCUAUGACCAAAACACGCUAAGGAUGAGAGAUUAAAAAAAAACAACAUUUAUCAGACACACUGGAUUGUGUUAAUAAUCUUUUAUACUAUGGCAUGGUUCUUUUAAUAUCAAAAGUUUUUAUUUUUCAGCUGUAUUUAGUGCUUGGAAAGCAAACAGAAUUGUUACAUAUUUUUUCACUUUCACGAGAGUGGUGCAUAUUUGAUACAGAAUCCUUGGAAUCCAUCUUGUGCUUGCUUUCUAAAAGUGAAAGUGCUUAUGAAUAACUGUCUACACUACUAGCACUGAUUUUCACUUCUAAGAUUUCAAAUACAGAAACAUGAUGUCCAGAAUAAGUUUCUUAUCAUUGUUACUAUUCAUGUGAUGGACUGGUGUUUGUAGCUAUAAGGGAGAGUGCUGUGUCACAGUUGCCCUUCAGUGCAGAACACUGUUCAGAGAGAUGGCUCACUCUGUCACAGUUGCCCUUCAGUGCAGAAUAGCACUCAUACAAAUGUGAUAUCAGCAAUGAAUCAUGCCCGAGUUGUACUCCAGUGAAUAUCAAAUGGUUUUCAGCCUAGUUUCGCUAAAAUUUCAUUCCACUCACUGCUCCACCUUCUUACUAAUUUCUCUGGACACAGUCUUGUGGCGUGACUGAGCACAUGUGCACAAAAGCCACUUAGAGACAUACAAAAUGACUCUAUAUAAAAGUGACAGCUGAUGCAUGUCAUUGUUAUAGGAAACAGUGAUGAAUUUUGACUAAAUUUGAACCACCUAUGUAUGUCUUGUUCUGUUUUUAGCAAAAUGGAAUUGUCAUUAAUAAGUCAUCACUUUAGCUAACUGUUCAGUUUGUGAUUGCUGCAUCUCCCUGAUUGGUAAAUAUCUUAACUCCGUGAAUAAACCAUAACUACUUGAUCCUCUUGCACUACAAUGUUUUACAUGCAUUUAUGGACUGUAAAGAUAUGGUAUCAUUGUCAGAAAGUAUCAUUUUUGAGAAGGUAUAAUGUAAACAGUAAUUUAAUGUUAUAGGUGGCAUACCUUUUACAAUAUUGUACAGCUGUUUAAUUUAUUCUUGUUUAUGUUACAAUACAAGAGGAAAGUGCAGUAAAAUAUCAUUAAAAGUGCA